Chrysochloris asiatica (Cape golden mole) is the source of this 1551-nucleotide messenger RNA. RefSeq names its product patatin-like phospholipase domain-containing protein 5-like. Gene Ontology annotation, cellular component: cytoplasm; lipid droplet; membrane. Gene Ontology annotation, molecular function: triacylglycerol lipase activity. Gene Ontology annotation, biological process: triglyceride catabolic process; lipid homeostasis. The record is from RefSeq and is a predicted model, not a curated record. The transcript is spliced from 11 exons. Bases 1 to 1551 code for a protein of 516 amino acids. Lineage: Eukaryota; Metazoa; Chordata; Mammalia; Afrosoricida; Chrysochloridae.
AUGGACUUCAAGAGGGAGGGCAGCUGGAACUUUUCCUUCUCUGGAGCAGGCUUCCUGAGUCUCUACUAUGUGGGUGUGACCCACUGUCUGCUGGAGCGAGCCCCAAGCCUCCUCCUGGGUGCCCAGCGCUUCUAUGGCGCCUCUUCCGGGGCACUUUUUGCAGUCAGCCUGGUCUGUGGAAUGCCUAUUGACUAUUGCUGCUCACAAAUCCUGGGAAUGACCAGUCUGGUCAAAAGGCUAAGCCUGGGCAUCUUCCACCCAUCCUUCACACCCAUGGAGCAUAUAAAAAACUCACUGCAGGAGAUUCUGCCUGAAAACGCCCACAUCCUGGCUUCUCAGCGACUGGGAAUCUCACUGACCCGCUGGCCAGACCUAAAGAAUGUCAUAGUUACCAACUUCGCCACAAGAGAUGAGCUUAUCCAGGCCACGGUCUGUGCUGUAUUCCUCCCAGUCUACUGUGGAGUGAUUCCCCCUGAAUUCAGAGGUGAGCGCUACAUUGAUGGUGCUCUGAGCAACAAUCUACUCUUCAGGAAUGAAAAGUCCACCAUCACCGUGUCCCCAUACCCUGGGAAGCCUGACAUCUGUCCCCAGAUCUACAUGGUCCACAUGCACGAUAUGGACAUCUUAAAACCCAUCAUCAAACGGUGUAACAGGAAAUUAUUCAUGGCAUACCUGGGCCUCAUGCCCCCGAGUGUGGAGGUAGUGGCUGACGUCUGCAGACAAGGCUACCUGGACACCGUGAGAUACCUGGAGAAGCAGGGACUCACUAAGGAGCCGAUACUGUGUAGUUUGGCAUCUAAGGCACCUCCAUCCCCUGCUGAAGGAGCUCAGGACUCUGGCUGCAACCAGGAAGGGAAUGCGGGCCUGACUCUCAACUGGGCGGUGCCCAACAAGUUGGUCAAGGGUGUGCCCAACUUUGAGCAGAUCUCACCAGAACUGGAGGCUGUCCUGAGGAACGCAUGCAUGAAGAAGCCCAGCCUCUGGACUCGCUUUUGGGGGUCGGGCUCUGGGCAGGUGUUGACGUAUCUGCUGUUGCCUUACACAUUGCCUGUCGAAUUCGUCUACUUCCAAUCCAGGAGGGUGGUGGAGUGGCUUCCGGAUGCACCAGCAGAUCUGCACUGGAUGCAGGGACAGCUGAGGAGCUUGGCCCAGGGGCUGUACUCCAGGACAAAGACACAGCUCCUCGGGCCUGUCAGCCCAGACCCACCCAGCAGGUCUGACGACAGCAUGCUGAGCCAGCCUUCCCCUCUGACUUGCUUCCAGACCCUCAUCCUGUGUCCAUAUCCACUGGUCAAGAGGCUGCACCUGGGCAUCUUCCACCCAUCCUUCAUGCCCAUGGAGCAUGUCAAACAUUCACUACAGGAGAGUCUGUCUGAAAUCGCCCACAUCCUGGCCUCCCAGCAACUGGGCAUCUCACUGACCCGCUGGCCAGAUGGAAAGAAUGUCACAGUUACCAACUUCACCAUCAGAGAUGAGCUUACCCAGGACAACAUAGCGGUCUGUUACAUUGAUGACAUUACAUCACUGGACCUAAUUAAGAAGAAGUAUUAG